AUGGCUGUAGGUGACUAUGAGGAAAUUCUCAAGUACUAUGAGUUACGUGAAACAAUUGGAACAGGUGGGUUUGCAAAGGUAAAACUUGCCCGACAUCUUCUCACUGGUGAAAAAGUUGCAAUAAAAAUCAUGGACAAACUUGCUCUAGGGGAUGACUUGCCUCGUGUUAAAAUAGAAAUUGAUGCCAUGAAGAACUUAAGUCACCAGCAUAUUUGCCGGUUGUAUCAUGUGAUAGAGACGUCCAGGAAAAUUUUCAUGGUCUUAGAGUACUGUCCCGGAGGAGAGCUGUUUGAUUACAUUAUUUCUAAGGACCGCCUUUCAGAAGAGGAAGCUCGUGUAUUUUUUCGGCAGAUUGUUUCAGCAAUUGCCUAUGUUCACAGUCAGGGAUAUGCCCACAGGGAUCUUAAACCAGAAAAUCUGCUGAUUGAUGAGGACCAUAAUCUGAAGCUGAUAGACUUUGGACUUUGUGCAAAGCCAAAGGGUGGCCUCGAUUACCAUCUGAACACAUGCUGCGGAAGCCCAGCUUAUGCAGCACCUGAGCUGAUUCAGGGCAAAGCAUAUAUUGGCUCAGAGGCAGAUAUUUGGAGCAUGGGAGUACUGCUGUAUGCUCUGCUCUGUGGCUUUCUCCCGUUUGAUGACGACAAUGUCAUGGCUGUCUACAGGAAGAUAAUGAGAGGAAAAUACAGUAUUCCAAAGUGGCUGUCUCCUAGCAGUACACUACUACUUAACCAAAUGCUGCAGGUGGACCCAAAGAAGCGGAUUACAGUUAAACAUCUAUUAAGUCACCCUUGGCUCAUGCAAGGUUAUUCUGAUGCUGUUCAGUGGCAGAGUAAAUACCCACUGGGACAUCUUGAUGAAGACUGCGUAACAGAGCUUUCUGUGUUUCAUAAACAGAGCAGGGAGAGUAUAUCGGAAUUAAUAUCAGAGUGGAAAUAUGACCAAAUGUCAGCAACAUAUCUCUUGCUUCAAUCCAAGAAGGCUCAUGGCAAGCGUGUUCGCUUAAGGGUUCCAUGUCUAACAGGGCAUGCCAGUACAGCACAAUCAGCAGGCCUCAAG
Pelecanus crispus (Dalmatian pelican) is the source of this 1056-nucleotide messenger RNA. The record is from RefSeq and is a predicted model, not a curated record. NCBI's taxonomy places the organism in Eukaryota, Metazoa, Chordata, Aves, Pelecaniformes, Pelecanidae.